GGACUAGUUUACCGUCAGUUUACCCCCAUCACCCCGGAAAUGUUGCAGCCCCCUCGGUCGCGCCAUGUGCCUGCCGAGGGGAGAGGGAGCAGCGGGGAGAGAAGCAGAGGGAGGGAGGGAGGGAGAGAGCGAGAGAGAGAUAGAGAGAGAGGCGGAGGAGGAGGAGGGCGAUGAGUCAAUACAACUAAUAAUUUAAUGGGGACACGCAGGGAGAGCCGGAGCGAGAGAGGGGGAGAGACCGAAAGGCGGAUAGCCGAGGCACAGGAGCUCCGAGCCCGAGUAGCGAGACACCUUCCUCCGCAUCCUCUUCCACCUCCAGACGGCAUUGGCGGCGAUAUAGCAGCGCGACCAGCCCCGCGGACGAGCACCCGGCUGGGGAGCGUCGUUUAUCCGCGACGUCGGGAAAGUGAACGGCACUUUUUGACCUCCCCUCGUCUUUUCUCUCCCGUUGUUUUGAAUGUGGCGAAGCCGCUCCGUAUCGCGUUCCGGCUCGGCGUUACCAACAGCUGAGAGGACGCUGGUUCCUUCUCGCCUUCUCGUUAGCUAGUUCCAAAGCACCCCGGCUUUGAAGCGCGGUGUCGCCGGUGCCUGUGUGGGUUGUGGUGGCUGCGGUGGCUACCAUGUUCCGUUCCGUACGCUGUCCGCUUCCCGGCGGCGGCUAGCGGGCAGGCUGGCAGCCUCUCCCCCCCUCAGCCUCCCACGGCCAUGUUUGUAUUUUUGGGCGAAGUAGUGGCAAACUGCUCACUUUGCACCCGCUUGUUGUUGUUUUUCUUCGGUUUGUUUGUCCGCAUCCAUGUCGCCGGACGGUGUAAGCUAACGUAGCGCAGACUCUCACCCAGCCCCAACACCGGUUGGUGGUCCCGCCUCUUGCCCGCCGGAGCCUCCGAACAGCCGGCUUGACUUCCACGCCCUCCCUCGCCCUCGCUGUCACUUACCUGCCCACAGGAAGUUUGCUUUAUUUAUUAUUGUUAUUCGUUUUUAAAACUUAUCAGUCUACCCUGGCCAAACUUGAAGAAAAGAGGAAUCCAAGUGGUUGGCAAGCUGCUUCUUUCCAGGUGACCGCAGCGAGUCGAGGGUUGCUGAGAUGAUGAUGGACCAUCUCAGCGAGACGUGUCUGGGCAAGGAGAACGCCGAGCUGGUCAACAGCAUGGCCGAGGCCAAGCCGCCGCCCGCCAAGCUGCCUCGCAUGGAGCAGAACGGCAGCCCCCUGGGGAGGGCCAGGCUGGGCAGCACCGGCGCCAAACUGUCCGGAUUGCCCUACAAGCCCGCCAAUCACCUCCUCAAGACCUACCACAAGCGUGGCAACAUGCUGCCCGUCUUCUGCGUGGUGGAGCACUACGAGAACCCCUUGGAUUUUGACAGCAAGGAGGAGCACGCCGAGUUCGUGCUGGUCCGCAAGGACAUGCUCUUCAACCAGCUCAUCGAGAUGGCGCUGCUCUCGCUAGGCUACUCGCACAGCUCAGCCGCCCAGGCCAAAGGUAUGAUUCAGGUGGGCAAGUGGAACCCCAUCCCCCUGUCAUACGUGACGGACGCGCCUGACGCCACGGUGGCCGACAUGCUGCAGGAUGUCUACCACGUGGUCACGCUCAAGAUCCAGCUGCACAGUUGUCCUAAGCUGGAGGACCUACCACCAGAGCAAUGGAGCCACUCUACAGUAAGAAACGCCCUCAAGGAGUUACUCAAAGACAUGAAUCAGAGCUCUCUGGCUAAAGAAUGCCCCUUAUCACAGAGUAUGAUUUCCUCCAUUGUCAACAGCACUUACUAUGCAAAUGUGUCAGCGGCAAAGUGUCAAGAAUUCGGGCGCUGGUAUAAACAUUUCAAGAAGACAAAGGAUAUGAUGGGCAUUCGCCAAUCUUCCCAGCUGGAGGGCUACCUGGGCACGUGCGUCCUUCGCGAGAGCCCCCGUGCUAAUGCGCUAGCUGAGAUGGACGGCCUGUCCGACUUGUCUCCGCCUGGCUCCAACCACAAUCACAACCACCUGGGCUUCUCCCAGCAGCAGCAGCAACAGCCCAUCCCGGGCAGCACGGCGGAGCAGACCCCCUCGUCCCCCGUGCCCCCGCUGUCCCACGCCCCGCCGCCACCCCCGCAGCACGGCGGGAGUCAAGCGGGCGGGCGGCAGAUGCCCCCCGGCCUGCACCACCCGGGCAUGGUGUCCACUCCCAUCAGCCCCCAGCUGGUCAACCAGCAGCUGGUGAUGGCGCAGAUCCUCAACCAGCAGUACGCCGUCAACCGUCUGUUGGCGCAGCAGUCGCUGUCGCAACAGUACCUUAACCACCCGCCCGUCAACCGCAGCUCGCACGCCAAGCCCCUGGAGCCCCAGGUGGGGUCCAACACCGAGGUGUCCUCCGAGAUCUACCAGUGGGUCCGAGACGAGCUCAAGCGGGCGGGCAUAUCGCAGGCCGUCUUUGCCCGAGUGGCCUUCAACAGAACUCAGGGCUUAUUGUCUGAGAUCCUGCGCAAAGAAGAGGACCCGAAAACAGCCUCGCAGUCGCUGCUGGUUAACCUGCGCGCCAUGCAAAACUUCCUGCAGCUGCCCGAGGCCGAGCGUGACCGGAUUUACCAGGAGGAGAGGGAGCGCAGCCUGACCGCCGCGUCCGCCAUGGGCGCCGCCCCGCUCAUCAGCACCCCCCCAAACCGGCCUGUUCAGCCACGAAGAGAAGACUGUAAUAGCGUGCGGCCCGAAGACUGGAACCCUCGCAUUCCCGUGGGCCUUUCUCCUCAGGUGAAGCCAUCCCCUCUGCCCAGCGAGUGGAACGGCAAAACGGAGAGCUGCAUCCUCAACAUCAACUCUAACAUCUACGACGAGAUCCAGGGAGAGAUGAAGAGGGCUAAAGUCUCUCAGGCGCUCUUUGCCAAAGUGGCCGCCUCCAAAAGCCAGGGUUGGCUGUGCGAGCUUCUGCGCUGGAAGGAGGAUCCGUCUCCAGAGAACCGGACGCUGUGGGAGAAUUUGUCCAUGAUCCGCCGCUUCCUCAGCCUGUCGCAGGUUGAGCGCGACGCCAUCUACGAGCAGGAGAGCAGCGCCGGGCAGCAACAUCACAACAACGCCGCUGACAGGCCGCCACACUUCUCACACAUCUCGGCAGACCAGCUGCAGCCUCAGCACCAAUCGGCCCUGUCCCUGCAGCACCCGUCCCAGCCGCUCCCGUCUCAGCAGCCCCCCUCGGGCCCCCGCCUGCCCCCUCGCCAGCCCUCCACCGCCUCCCCGGCCGAGACGGAGGACGACGUGGUGCGCAGCCUGGUCAAGUCGCGCGGCGGAAAGAUCUCCCUGGAGGCGCUUGGCAUCCUGCAGAGCUUCAUCCAGGACGUGGGCCCGUACCCGGACGAGGAGGCCGUCCACACGCUGUCCGCCCAGCUGGACCUCCCCAAACUCACCAUCAUCAAGUUCUUCCAGAACCAGCGCUUCUACAUCAGCCAGCCGGCCAAAGGGCCCAAGGAGAGCUCCCCCGCCAACAGGAGCGGCAGCUGCAGUAGCAGCAGCGGCGGCGGCGGCAGCAGCCCCGCCGCCUUGGACGAGGAGCCCUCGGAGCCCGGCGAGGCCCUCAAGGAGACGGAGGAGAGCACGCAGACCAACGCCUUUGUGGUCAAGACAGAGGAGCAGCUGGGUCGUGGAGGCCCUACCCCUGUUAUGGAGCAAGCUCAUGACUAAAAGUUACUGACUGGGCUGGACUCUUGAUUUUUGCAUUUUGUAAAAGUAUUGUAUUAUUAUAAUGAUGAUGAGUAGGACUCACUGUAAAGACUCUUCUGGCAUCAUUUUGAAACCUGCACAAAAAAAAUGUGGAAAUUGUCAGUACAUCUUUAGCCUGGUAGUGGAAGUGCCCGAGUCGUUUUGGAACGUAUUAUCUAAAUGAGAAAAAUCAACAAGAAUUGAAUCUUUUCAGAUUUUUUUUCUGAUUAAAUCAUUGCAAAUUACCAUAACACCAAUGACUGACAAUCUACAUAGACCCCCCCCCCACCCAAAAUAAAAAACAAAACUAUAUUCUUUUACAUUUUAUAUUUGUAAAUUCAAAAUGACUUGGGCAAUUACACCAUAAGGGGAAAGAUUUGCUAACUGCACUCAUCUUUUUGGACGUGUCCACACGUAGUCGAUUUCAGUUUAGUAUUUGGUCUGUCCACAUAAAUGCGAUUUGUAAGAUGAUACCCACCCCGCAAGAAAUAGAUGACUUUAAAAAGUAUUUGAAAAAAUGAUUUAGCAAAAAGUCUUGCCGGUUUCAAAAUAACAAAAUGUUUGCUCCCCUUACUCAAACGUACGUGUGGAUGCCUCCGCGCACUGACUUUCCUUUCCUUUCCUUCUGUCUUGGAGCUUCUAAUUCAGUCAGGCAAGACAAAUUGACACUGGUUUGACCCACUUCUUGAUUCCAAGGACGAUUUUGGUGUUUUACGUGUGUAAUGAUUUUUUUUUUUUUUUUACAAAAAUCAAGGACCAAGUUGUUUGACAAGGCCUUAAAAGAUGUGUCACGUAUUAAUAUUAUGAUGACGAUCAACAGGCCAACACUCCUGUGGGGCUUGCUGACGAUGGAACAGAAUCUAAGGAAAAGUUUCUCUCUACUGUCUGUGUAUAAAUGAAUAGAUGUGAUAUAUAUGAUCAAACUAUGCCAGCAAUGCCUUGUACCACACGGUUCCUUUUGCCACUGGAACACACGAGAAAUGUGAAUGACGCCAUCUUAUUUAUUUGCGGUGUUGAUAAUGUAAUUGAUGUUUUGUUUCUUUUCAACAUUUCUACCCCACCAUCUUUUUUCUAUUUAUACACGGACGGACGGACGGACAACAACAAAGUGUCUUAAAAGUUUUCCAUAGCAGAAAUGUGCUUUAAAGGUGGCCUAUAAUCCCAGAACGAUUUAGAAGAGGGGGGAAAAAGCGCAAGGGCGAGUGGCAUUGAUUUCAUGUUGUAUGCAAUUUUUACAAGGAUCAUGCAAAUAAGCUUAAUAAGCGUCUAGAGGGAGAGAAAAAAAACUUUAUGCAAUCUGUGUGGAAAUCAUGUGCGUCUUCCUUUUUGGUUAACGAGCUAAUUGUGGGGAACAAAUGAUUUUCCUUUGUUUUCGUUUGAUUCCGACUUUUCGAAGCCGAGCGGACGCGUUUGCUCCUCUCGAAAAAGAUGGCCAUCGGACUUUUGAUGUUUGUACAAGUGUACAUAGCACACACACGCACACACAUCCACACGCAUCAAUGUAAAUAGAGUGCAAAUGUGCUGAGCAGAGAAAAGUCUGUGGUGCCUCUCUUUCAAUCAGCUUCUUCUUCUGCAUCUUUUUCGUGCCGAGUGUGUGUCGAGCACUCGGGACGCACCGGCGGGGUGGUCAGCGUGCACUACACACGCUUGUCGCCUGUUUAGUAACCGCCGCGGUGUGCGUACAAGUUAAGUCGGUCCUUGCCGGCCAGCUAUUGAUGUUCUGCUGUUUUUUUUUUGUUUUUUUUUCAUGAAUAAAAGCCACAGUGAAAGCUU
Molecule: messenger RNA, 5437 nt
Organism: Syngnathus acus (greater pipefish)
Lineage: Eukaryota; Metazoa; Chordata; Actinopteri; Syngnathiformes; Syngnathidae
Gene: satb1b
Product: DNA-binding protein SATB1
Exons: 13
Coding region: 1085-3646 (853 amino acids)
Biological process (GO): regulation of transcription by RNA polymerase II; chromatin remodeling
Molecular function (GO): DNA-binding transcription factor activity, RNA polymerase II-specific; RNA polymerase II cis-regulatory region sequence-specific DNA binding
Source: RefSeq, a predicted model, not a curated record